This is a messenger RNA of Colletotrichum karsti, 627 nucleotides long. Its product is annotated as bcas2 family protein. Bases 1 to 627 code for a protein of 208 amino acids. Gene Ontology annotation, biological process: mRNA processing. Gene Ontology annotation, cellular component: Prp19 complex; precatalytic spliceosome; catalytic step 2 spliceosome. NCBI's taxonomy places the organism in Eukaryota, Fungi, Ascomycota, Sordariomycetes, Glomerellales, Glomerellaceae. The transcript is spliced from 2 exons. The record is from RefSeq and is a predicted model, not a curated record.
AUGAGAGCGCUGAACGCCUUCCACGAGUCCCUUCCGUACAUUGACGACGAGCCCACGCCGGCCGAGCGUGAAGCCGCCGAGUCCCUGAUCCGAGCCGAGCUCGCGAUCUCUGAGCCAGCUGCUCCGCCAGCCUACAAAGAAGCCUCGUUUUCUCCCCUUAUCGAACUCGAGCUCGAGCGCGUCGCGUCGAAACAACCUCUGAAGGUCAUCGACCUUGAACGUUACCAGACACAAGAGCCCUUCCCCGAACCAGGGCAACCAAAGACGGCAGAGGACCGCCGGCGCCUGGAGGACUCGCUCCGCAAGGCGUACGUAUCGUAUGCGUACCUGGACGCUCGAGCCCAGAAUCUGGGUCUUCUGGACAAGUAUGGCAAGAAUGCUUGGCUGAUCGGCAACUGGGGUCUUGAGAACGAGCUCAAAGCCCUGGAGCGAGAUCUUGCGGAAACGAAACGCCAGAUCGAUAUCCUUACGGUCGCCAGAAGAAGACAGCAAGAAGAGGUCGCAGGCGAGAUGAAGGGAUUGGAAGAGAAUUGGAAAAAGGGUGUCGGAAGAACGUUGGAAACAGAGAUCGCCAUCGAGCAACUGAGGAGAGAGGUAUUGGAGAAGAUGAGGGUAAGAGGAGACUGA